AUGGCAACGUACGAUGGAGUCGGAAACCCCAGGGAGCACGUCUUGAACUAUAAGACUUUCAUAGAGUUGCAGACUUUAUCAGAUGCCUUAAUGUGCAAGGUAUUUCCAACGACGCUUACGGGGCCGGCGUGGGCAUGGUUUAACAGCUUGGAGGCUGGGAGUAUUAGGAGCUUCGGGGAUUUGGCCAACGCCUUCAUUAGCCGGUUCAUAGCCGAGGUACCAGCAGAUAGGAAUACCAGCUAUUUGGAGACGAUCAGGCAGAGAAGGGACGAGUCGCUGAGGGAGUAUGUUGCCCGUUUUAAUACGGAAGCUUUACAGAUCCCCGAGCUGGAUAAGGGGAGAGCGGUGGAGGCCAUGCAGAAGGGGACGACCUCCCCCGAGUUUUUCGGCUCGUUAAGCAGAAAGCCCCCCACCACGCUGGCAGAGCUGAUGAAGAGGGCGGAGAAAUACAUAAGGCAAGAUGACGCCCUGGUAACGAGUAGAUUCGCCAAGGGGGCGGAGGACAGAGGAAAAGCCCCCGAGGAAAGGAGAUCGGAGAGACAUGAGAAGAAGCAGGGAAAGAAUCCUGAGCCCUACAGGCAGCCCUGGGACCGGAGAGACCAGAGAUCUUUCCCUCCUCGGGUUCCAAAACAAAACCCAUUCCCUCCGCGUAUUUCGGAGAACCUGACCCCGCUCAACGCAUCCAGAGCCGAGGUGCUCAUGGCAGUUCAGGAUAAGGAGUUCCUACAAUGGCCCAGGUUUAUGAGGGCAGAAGCAGACCAACGAAAUCCUGACAAGUAUUGUCAGUAUCAUCGCACCCACGGCCAUGAUACCAACAACUGCUACCAGCUGAUUAGUGAGAUCGAAAGGCUGAUCAAGAGGGGACACCUCAGGAACUUUGUGAAGAAGCUGGAGGGGCAAAGGCCUCAGCCGAACCCAACAACACAAGCACCCAGGAGGACGGGAGCAGGGCCGGUGAAUGAUGGCUCCAGUGGAACCAUCAACAUGAUCGUUGGGGGGACUGGAGGUUGGAUGAGCCGAAGGGGAAAGAAGAGAGGCCGAGAUGGGGAAAGCAGCAGCGCAGAAGUCAUGCAGGUAGUUGAGCACUCUCCAGUAACUAUCACCUUCUCUCCGGAGGAUGCCCAGGGUGUUCAGAUGCCUCAUGACGACGCCCUUGUUAUUGAAGCCGUCAUCCACAACUACCGGGUUAAGAAGAUUUUGGUGGAUGACGGGAGUAAGGUGAACUUGCUGCCGUACCGGGUCUUCCAGCAGAUGGGAAUCCCUGAGGAGCAAUUGGUUCGGGACCAAGCCCAGUCAAAGGGAUCGGGGGAGUCCCAGUACCAGUGGAGGGGAAGGUAA
Molecule: messenger RNA, 1338 nt
Organism: Manihot esculenta (cassava)
Lineage: Eukaryota; Viridiplantae; Streptophyta; Magnoliopsida; Malpighiales; Euphorbiaceae
Exons: 1
Coding region: 1-1338 (445 amino acids)
Source: RefSeq, a predicted model, not a curated record